AUGGCUCCUACAACCGGCGAAGAAGACCUCUCCAUUCUCCUUGCGACAAUGCAACCAAUGCUAGAUCCAACGAUCUAUGUCUUUCUCACAACCAAAGAUCCUCUAAGUUCACUCCCUUUGGCCACCCUUCAACCACAACUGGUCGUUCAAGAAGAGGAGGGCACUACGCUCGUCACAACUGAGAGCCUAGCUGCCUCGCACGGCUUCAAGGAACCAGUCUUUCCAUGCAAAAAGAUAUCUCUCAAGAUACACUCCAGCCUAGAGGCAGUUGGUCUCAUUGCUGCUAUUUCAAACCGGCUCAAGGAUGACGGAAUAAGCACAAACGUGGUCAGUGGAUACUUCCAUGAUCAUAUCUACGUUCCAAAGGAUCGAGCAGAGGAUGCGAUGCAGGCUCUGGCGGAUCUGGUGGAGAAGGCCAAGAAAUAG
Penicillium brevicompactum is the source of this 426-nucleotide messenger RNA. RefSeq names its product ACT domain-containing protein. Lineage: Eukaryota; Fungi; Ascomycota; Eurotiomycetes; Eurotiales; Aspergillaceae. Bases 1 to 426 code for a protein of 141 amino acids. The transcript has a single exon. The record is from RefSeq and is a predicted model, not a curated record.